AUGGGUACUCAUCUAACUCUAUAUUUGGGAUUAGCUGAUCCAGAAAAUCUUCCUGAUGGCACCCAAGUACCAACCAGUUACACUCUGCGCAUUCUAGAUCAAUUACAUGCAAACCAUUAUGCUCGCAAGAGUAAUAAAGUUCUGAGUGGCACUGGCCCUACUGCUAAUGGAUGGGGUUGGCAUCUAUUCAUCACACUGGAAGCUCUCAGACGGGAAGCCAACGGGUAUUUGAGAUCGGAUAUUUGCAUUGUGGAGGCAGAGUUCACGGUCGCCGGAACUGCUAUGGUACUAAAUACCUCAGGCGAAAAUGAUACUGACAUUCAGGAAGAUGAUAAGGUCGACGUCCAAAGAUUUUCCAAAGCCCAAAGGAUCACACAUUUUGUCUGCCUGGUCUUUAGAUCAGUUUCGAAGAAACCUCCGAAAGACUACACCAUGAAAAUAGCGUCGUUCUCUUCUCUAAAAUCAGAGGAUAGAUAUGAAUCAGCGGAAUUUGAGAUUAAAGGAUACAAAUGGAAAUUGAUCCUCUAUCCCAGGGGCCUAGGCGUUGGAAAGGGUAGUCAUCUUUCUGUGUUUUUGCAUGUACAUGAACCGGAAAAUCAGCUUCCGAUUGGUUCUAAGAUACUUACAGAGUAUACGAUACGCAUUCUGGAUCAAAUCCAUGGCAAGCAUCGUUCUAUGAAAGGUAAAAAAUGGUUCUGUGCCCCGUUUUGGGGUUGGGGUCAUCAUCAGUUCAUCACACAAAAAGCCAACGCGGCCUGUCUGAAGAAUGAUAGUUGGGUUCUGAGAUCAUAUUCAGAUUCACCACCAAGUCAUUACAGUCUGAAAGUAAAUUCAUAUUCACUUAUGACUGAAUAUUCAGUGGAUGGAUAUGGAACAGAGGAAUUCGAAGCUGGAGGUUACGAAUGGAAACUGGUGAUCUACCCAAGUGGAAACAAGAAAAGAAAUGUGACCGACCACAUCUCCCUCUACUUGGAAUUAGCUGGAGAAGCUUCAUUUCAGAGUGAUUGUGAAGUAUAUGUUCAUUUCAGAUUCUUUUUACUUGAUCAGAAAAAGAGCAACUACCUAGUUGUUGAAGAUGCUUUGGCAAAGAAAAUUUGCUUUCAUCCGAUGAUGCUUUGCUCGCCCAGCUUUGAUAAGCUUAUGCCUCUUAAAGAAUUUACUGAUGCCUCGAAUGGAUAUCUCAUUGAGGACACCUUCGUGCUUGGAGCUGAGGUUUGGAAGGUGGAGAAAUUUUCAAACUUGACUGAUGGACGUUAUAGGUCAACACCAUUCAGGGCUGGAGACCAGCUAUGGCGGAUAGACAUUUAUCCCAAGAGAUGUGAACAAGGAAUUGGAACUGAUCUUUCUAUUUUCUUGACAUUGGCUGAUUGGAAACCGGUUCCUCCAUUGUCCAAAAUUUUUGUGGCGUUUACCUUGCGCAUCGCAGAUCAAAGCCAUGCCGCCGAGCAUCAGUCUUGGACAGGUAAACACUGUUUCACUGCCGAGUCACCGUCGUGGGGUUUUCAGUUCAGUAGUGUAAGCAUUUUGGAGGGGAAAGGGCUUUUGAUGAACGAUACUUGCAUUGUGGAGGCAGAGGUCACUGUCCAUGGAGUUUCCAAAACUCAAGAACCCAUCUUCUCCGGCGGCCAGUUAUGGGAAGCCAUGAAUGUGACCAAAAUGGGAGAUAAAGUUCUAUCCGAAGGAAGUCACCAGGGAAUGGGGACUGAUAUUUCUCUUUACUUGGCAUUAUCUGAUUUGAAACCAACUCCUCCUGUGACCAAAAUAUUUGCUGAGUUUUGCCUGCGCAUUGUAGAUCAAAAGCAUGCCAAUCAUCAGAGUGGGUCAGGUGUUUUGAGAUCGAUUACGGAUGCACCACCAACUCAUUACACACUAAAAAUAGAGUCACUUUCGACGCUGACAAAAAAAUCAUUGGAGAAGUACGAAUCGGGGGAAUUCGAAGCUGGAGGAUACAAAUGGAAACUUGUUUUCUAUCCCAAUGGAAACAAGGGCAAGAAUGUUAAAGACCACAUUUCUCUCUACCUGGUAAUGGCUGGAGCAAAUACUUCCCAGAUUCAUUGGGGUGUACAUGCUGUUUUCAGGUUGUUUUUGCUUGAUCAGAAUACCGGCAACUACUCGGUUUUUCAGGAAAAGGAAAGGCGCUUUCAUGCAAUGAAGCUUGAUUGGGGUUUCGAUCAGUUUCUUUCCAUCAAAGCUUUUACUGAGGCUUCCAAUGGAUUUCUCGUGGAUGAUACCUGUGUGCUUGGGGCAGAGGUCUUUGUAUCUAAGGAAAGAAGCAUGGGCAAAGGAGAGUGUCUGUCUAUGGUGAAGGAUGCUGUUAUGUACAAACAUGUAUGGAAGAUCGACAGCUUCUCCAAGAUAACUACAGACUGCCAGGACUCCAAGACAUUCAGUUCUGGAGAGCAGAAAUGGAAGAUACAACUAUAUCCCAAGGGCAAAGGCAAUGGAAUGGGUAGUCAUCUUUCCCUUAUUUUGGCAUUGGCUGAUCCUACUUCUCUACCUCCUGGUACUAAAAUAUAUACAGAGUAUACUCUGCGCAUCCUUGAUCAAACGUAUCAGAGGCAUCAGCAUGGAAAAGCUAGUUUCUGGUUUAGUGCCUCAAACCCAGAACGGGGUUGGCAAAAAUUCAUCACUCUAGGCUUUCUCAGUCAGACAGGCAUGGGGUUUCUGUUGAAGGACAGUUGCAUUGUGGAGGCAGAGGUCACCGUCCAUGGAAUGUCUUAUGCAAUAUAGUAAUACUUUGGCA
Messenger RNA from Fragaria vesca subsp. vesca, 2743 nucleotides. RefSeq lists its product as uncharacterized. Gene Ontology annotation, molecular function: protein binding. The transcript is spliced from 18 exons. NCBI's taxonomy places the organism in Eukaryota, Viridiplantae, Streptophyta, Magnoliopsida, Rosales, Rosaceae. The record is from RefSeq and is a predicted model, not a curated record. Bases 1 to 2730 code for a protein of 909 amino acids.